This is a messenger RNA of Penicillium cataractarum, 441 nucleotides long. RefSeq lists its product as uncharacterized. The coding region runs from base 1 to 441 and encodes 146 amino acids. The transcript has a single exon. The record is from RefSeq and is a predicted model, not a curated record. NCBI's taxonomy places the organism in Eukaryota, Fungi, Ascomycota, Eurotiomycetes, Eurotiales, Aspergillaceae.
AUGAAUAUCAACCUUCAAACCGCGAAAGGAUGCGAAAAGGGGUUUGAAAACUUCAAAAUAAAGGUUAAAGCCCUAAAGGGGACAAAACCAGACCCGCCAGCUUGGCAGCGCGAAAUUUUUGAUAGUAGUGAGAAGCUCAAAGGGGAAUUGAACCAAAAAGUGGAUGCCGCAAGAGAUGAAGCUAUCGCAGCAAUCGAUAACGGCAUUCAUAACGAGGAGGACAAACCCAAGGCUGCCGACUCGUUCAGUAAAGGGCAGGGAGGUGUUGGCACUUUCUUGAAUGUUGUCAUCCGUGAGCUGAAUCGGGUCUUACACUCGGUUGCGGAAUUCUUAAAGGGAAUUUGGAACCAGCUCAGUCAGGCUUGGGAGACAGUUAAAGAUUGCUUCAAAGCUGCUGUGAAAUGGAUCAAGAAGAGCCUCGGAUUUGUGAAUUCCCAUUAA